AUGAAAAGAACAAAAAGCAAAGGAGAACCCAGUGAGCCUAAAAAAGCCAAAAAGAAUCUUGAGGGAAACUCAAAAAGAAAAAGAGAUGAAAUUAAUGAAAGUUGUGAUGUAGGGAAAAUUGAAGUUGAUCUGUCAGUUGAUUACAAGCGAAAAGAUAAACAUAUUGAAUAUCAAGAUUAUAGGGAAGCAAAACAUGAUAUUGUAAAUAAGGAUGAAGUGAAUAAUUCUCAUUUGAAAAGAGAAGUUGGAAAUUCAAGGUUGAAAGAAAGGGACAAAGAUUCUGUGCAUGCAUAUACUACGAAAAAUUCAAACAGUAGAAAAAAUAAGAAGAGGAAAAAUAGUAAUAAUAAUGAUGAGAAUAAAAAUGACGAAGAUGGUAAAAUUGACAGAGACGGUAAAAAUAAGGGGGAUAGUAAAAAUAAUUACAGCAGUAAAUACAAUCGUAGCAGUGGAAAUCUCAGAAGCAGUGGAAAUCUCAGAAGCAGUGGAAAUCUCAGAAGCAGUGGAAAUCUCAGAAGCAGUGGAAAUCUCAGAAGCAGUGGAAAUCUCAGAAGCAGUGGAAAUCUCAGAAGCAGUGGAAAUCUCAGAAGCAGUGGAAAUCUCAGGAGCAGUGGAAAUCUCAGGAGCAGUGGAAAUCUCAGGAGCAGUGGAAAUAACCGUAGUAAAAAUAAUCGGAGCAGCAGAUAUAAUCGUAGUAGUAUAGAUGAUAGCGACAGCAGAAAUGGCAAAAAGGCUAGCAACCCACCCAGGACACGCAGAAGAACGAAGAAUGGAACGUCUAAUGACAUUCAGAAUGAAGAGUAUAAGAAGGAAGGCGAAAUGAGAAAAGUGAGUGAUGCAAAUUUGUUGAAGCGUCAUGAGAAUUAUAAAGAAAUGUUGAGUAAAUAUGUGAAUUCGCAUAAAAAUAUCUUACAUAAUUCAAAUAGUACAAAUUUGAAAGAUAAAAGAGCGGGAGAUAAAAAGAAGAGAAUUCGAAAAAGAGGGGUAUUAAAAUUAGAAGAUUUAAUUAUUAAAGAAGAUAAAAUUCAGGAAAAUAAAAAUAAUCAACGGAUAAGUAAGUUUUAUGGAGGUGUACGAAUAAAAAAGGUUAGUACUGCUGUUGGUAAAUCGGAUUAUAUUACACUUACAAGAAAUUUAAAUACAAAUUUAAAAACAGUUGAAUAUUUAGAUUUAAUAAAAUUACCCGAACAGGAACAUUUGAAUAAUAAUUUGAAAUCUCCUGAUUUAGAUUUUAUAGAAAAAAAGAAGGAAAAAAAAGAGAUUGAAAUGUAUGCACCCAAAUGGAAAUAUCCCCUUCAGAUGUUUGAUAAAUUUAUUUUUAAAAAUAGAAAUUUUGAUUAUAAUAAAUGGGUACCAAACUGUAAAACAUUAUGUGCAAUUGGUUUACCUUUUCAUUUAAAUGAAUUUUAUCUAUUACAUACAUUAAUAGAUAUGUAUUACAAUAAUAAAAAUUAUGAUGGUGUUUUUGAUGUAAUGUGUACAAAUGAAGAUAAUUUCCUUAUAUAUAAUAACAUAUUAGAAUUAUAUACAUGUAUGUAUGAAAAUCAUAAUAGAUAUGAAUUACUAGCAGCAAACUUAGGUAUUUUAAAAUUUGAAUAUCUAUUUGGAACACAAUAUUGUUCGGCCAAAAAUGAUAUGUUACCUCCUUAUCUUUACCAUAUAUUUAAAGAUUUUUAUCGAUUUAAUUCUUUCCCUAUUGGGGGUCUAGGAUUAAUUCAUUUUAAAAAUGAGAAAUAUGCUAAAGAUUUUUGUGUAACUAUAAACAAUUACACUUCCCAUCUUUAUGAAAAAUAUAUUAAAUUAAUUCCAGAUAUUAAUGGUUUGAAAGUUUUUCUUGAAGCAACUGUUUAUUACCAAGUUCCUGACAGUCUCUUUACACAAAUUAAUUACAAUGAGUUGAAUAUUGCUCUCAGUAUUAUACAGAAAAAUAUGGCAGGAGUUAUCGGUAUAAUUAAUGAAUUAAAAAAUUAUUAUAAACAAAAGAAUAUAUGGAAUUUGAUCUUUGCAAAUAUAGAUCUGCAAGAAUUUUAUAAAAAAAAAAUAGAGCCAGGAAAUAACAUGUCAGAUGUCAAUGGUAAGGUUAGUGGUAACAAUCAUAUUGGUAAUAAUAUCUCCAAGGAUAAUAAUUGUUAUGAUACAACACAAGAACUACUAAAAAGAAUAAAAGAAUUGCCAUUUAGAGAUAAUAUAUUUCCUAAUUUCUUAGUUCGCAUAUAUAACACAUAUAUUAAUAGAUAUUUGAUUUCCAACGGUUUUUGCUUACUUGGAAGCCCAUAUUUAGAUGAGGAAGCAGGGCAAAAAGUAGCUGAUUUUUUAAAAAAAUUUUACUUACUAGAUUGGUUUUAUAAUGAAAAAGAUGAAACAUGUUAUUUUUAUAUUUUUAAGCCAAUAAUAAAUGCUUUUGCAGUUUUUAGAAGACUUUUUAAUGCAUCUAUAAGCUAUUCAGUAUGUACUCUAUUUUUAAAACUACCUUUUGGAUUAGUUCCAGCUAUGUUUAUUCAAGCAAAUAUGAAUGUAGGAAUUUUACAUGUAUACAAUGGAAAUAUUAUUCCUAGGAUGUAUCAAGUUCAAUUAAAUGUAAAUAGGGCAGACUUUAGCUUGUUACCAUUUUUUACUUAUGAUAAUUAUAUUAGGAGUUUUAUAGGUAAUCAAAAUAUAAACCAUAACCAACCACCAUUUGAUGUAUAUAGUGAUUCAUCAGCUCAGAGAAAAAAUAGAAAUAUGGGAAAUUAUGAUGAACAUAAUAAAGCGCAAGUUAAUUAUUUAACAAGGGUAUUCAAUCAAAGACCUAAUGAAAAUAUAAAGAGCAGCAACAACAAAGUUGAGGAAAUUAUUAAACUUAGAGGUGAUCAAACUAGUGGUGCUCAUUAUGUUUCACCAUGUGUUGCUUUGUUCAAUAACCCAAACUAUAUGAACAAACAAGUAAAAGAUGGCAUUAACAAUAGUAACUUCAACUGUGUACCAAAUAAUGAUAUAGUCAAUGAAGGAAAUAGUCAAAGAUGCAUGAAACGUACUGACUUAUCAGACUUAAGUGGAAAUGUAAAAAAUAGAGAAAGUGUGCAUAAGGGCAAAAAUUCGGAAAAUACGAUCAUAAUUAAAAGUGACGCACGAAGUAAUAGCAACAAUAGCAGCGUUAAUAAUGGCUUUCUCAACAUUAGCAACCGAAACAAUAAUAAGCGUAACAAUAGCAAGCGCAACACUAGCAACUGCAAGACUAGCAACUGCAACAAUAGUAAGCGCAACAAUAAUAACUUAAAAUCAGGAGAAAGGGAAGAUGAGUCCAUAAUUAUUAAUGAAGAAAAAAAGUAG
Messenger RNA from Plasmodium malariae, 3309 nucleotides. Its product is annotated as conserved Plasmodium protein, unknown function. The transcript has a single exon. The record is from RefSeq and is a predicted model, not a curated record. Lineage: Eukaryota; Apicomplexa; Aconoidasida; Haemosporida; Plasmodiidae. Bases 1 to 3309 code for a protein of 1102 amino acids.